CGAACGCCGCCGCUGCCUCGUGUUGCGCCUCGUCCCCACGCAGCUGUCACGAUUCCACCUUCCAAACUCCGGAGACCGCGCCAGCCGGCGAGCCAAUGCCUACGAGCCGCCGGCAGCAAGUUCGCCGUUCUUGCUUUCCCCAGCCGCCACCAGCGACUCCUUCCACCGAUCUCCCCCACCGAGCCAAGUAGUCAACCCACCUACCCCUCCUACCGCUCCCCCGCCCCGCCCCGCCGGGAUAUACAAAUGGAGCUCCGCCUCCGCCCCCCUGCGUCCCCCGCUUCCUCUUCCACGCGCGGCACGGUGGUAUCCCCAACGCUGCGUCGGCGAUCUUGCUCACUCCCUCAGAUUCAGAAACAAUUGGCAGGCGGCUCCAUCUCCGUCUCCAGACGAGGCGCUGCCGCAAGGAGCCCGUGUUCAACCCUGAUGGCGGCAGCAUACAACACAGGAACCGCGGACCUAGUCGACUUCAACUGGGACACUCUUGGAUUUCAGCCGGUGCCGACGGACUUUAUGUACAUAAUGAGUUGUUCGUCAGACGGGGUGUUCACCAACGGUGAAUUGGUCCCAUAUGGGCCAAUCCAGCUGAGCCCAGCUGCCGGGGUGUUAAACUAUGGCCAGGGAUUGCUCGAAGGUCUUAGAGCACAUAGAAAAGAGGAUGGUUCGGUUAUUCUUUUUCGCCCUGAGGAAAAUGCAUUGCGGAUGAGGAUAGGUGCAGAUCGGCUAUGCAUGCCUGCACCAAGUGUUGAGCAGUUCCUCUCAGGUGUCAAGCAAACUGUAUUGGCAAACAAGCGUUGGGUACCUCCAACUGGCAAAGGUUCUUUAUACAUCAGACCGCUGCUGAUUGGAAGUGGGGCAAUCCUAGGUGUCGCACCUGCCCCGCAGUACACAUUUGUCGUGUAUGUUUGCCCCGUUGGUCACUAUUUUAAGGAUGGCCUAUCUCCCAUUAGCUUAUUGACUGAGGAACAAUAUCACCGCGCUGCACCUGGUGGAACUGGUGAUAUCAAGACCAUUGGAAAUUAUGCUACGGUUGUUAGUGCUCAGAAAAGAGCCAAGGACAAAGGUCAUUCGGAUGUUCUUUACUUGGAUCCGGUGCAUAAAAAGUUUGUGGAAGAAGUUUCUUCCUGUAAUAUAUUCAUGGUGAAGGAUAAUGUUAUUAUUACCCCACUGUUGACGGGAACAAUUCUGCCUGGGAUCACAAGAAGAAGUAUAAUUGAAAUUGCUGGAAACCUUGGAUUUCAGGUUGAAGAACGCCUUAUUGAGAUAGAUGAGUUGCUUGAUGCUGAUGAAGUCUUUUGCACAGGGACUGCUGUUGUACUAUCACCUGUUGGCUGCAUAGUGUACCAUGGAAGAAGAGUGGAGUAUGGGAACGGCAAGGUCGGAGCUGUGUCCCAGCAACUAUAUUCGGCGCUUACAGCUAUUCAGAAGGGACUCGCAGAGGACAGUAUGGGAUGGAGCGUGCAACUGAGUUAGCAGCUUUAUCAUCUCGCUGAACUCGGUCCCAAACAGUCCUCUGUAUUAUAUCCAGCAGCAAACUAAUGCAAAUCACCAAAACUUUCUCACCAGGAAUUUCGCAGUGUGCAGAAUAGAAUAAAGCCUUGUGCAGAGAGCA
This is a messenger RNA of Lolium perenne, 1612 nucleotides long. Its product is annotated as branched-chain amino acid aminotransferase 2, chloroplastic. Gene Ontology annotation, biological process: branched-chain amino acid metabolic process. Gene Ontology annotation, molecular function: branched-chain-amino-acid:2-oxoglutarate transaminase activity. The record is from RefSeq and is a predicted model, not a curated record. Lineage: Eukaryota; Viridiplantae; Streptophyta; Magnoliopsida; Poales; Poaceae. Gene Ontology annotation, cellular component: chloroplast.